Coccidioides immitis RS is the source of this 393-nucleotide messenger RNA. Its product is annotated as heat shock 70kDa protein 8. The record is from RefSeq and is a predicted model, not a curated record. The coding region runs from base 1 to 393 and encodes 130 amino acids. NCBI's taxonomy places the organism in Eukaryota, Fungi, Ascomycota, Eurotiomycetes, Onygenales, Onygenaceae. Gene Ontology annotation, molecular function: ATP binding; ATP-dependent protein folding chaperone. The transcript is spliced from 3 exons.
AUGCCAGCCUACUUCAAUAACAAAGUAGUUUCCGCUGGAGGAGAUCUCCUUCAUGUCUUGAUCAAGAUGGGGAAGAUGACUGAAUCUCAUCUUGAUGGCACUAUUAAUAAUGCUGGCAUGACUGUGCCAGCCUAUUUCAAUAAUUUCCAGUGUCAAGCUAUCAAGAAUGCCAGUCUUAUUACUGAUUUUAAUAUUUUCUAUAUUCUGAACAAGCUCAAUGUCACUAUGAUUGUGCAUGACUUUGAAUUGAAAAAUGCUGCUGAAGGUUUACAGCUUCUACUCCAAAUUCUCACCAGCUAUACUACAAGCUUGCUGGCUCUCCAAAUCAGUAAAGAUAUGCUCUCUACAGCCAUGAAUUCCAAUCUUAAAAAAGCUUAUAAGCUUGCUAACUAG